UUUAUUAAAAGAAAUCCAAGAAUCGAACUGAUAUUUUUUGUAAUUAUAAUUUUAUAAAAACGUUUAUUUUCUCAUUUAUAAGAAUUCGUAAAAGUAAGAUAUACGUAAUGGUAAAUGGUUUGCUAUGUCCAACGCUUCCUCGGAAUCGAAUGUGUACCAAGCUUACUCCGAAAGGACCCUAGCGAUCAUCAAACCUGAGGCGUACGAAGAUGCGGAGGCGAUCGAAAACUUGAUAAUACAAAAUGGCUUCGCUAUUUUGGCAAAGCGCAUUGUGAAGCUGACUCCAGAGCAGGCAGCCGAACUGUACCGGGGACACUACGGGAGGCACCACUUCCCACACCUGGUCGCGCACAUGUCCAGCGGUAACAUCGUCGCGCUGGUGAUCGCGUGCGCCAACGCCAUCCAGAAGUGGCGCACGCUCAUGGGCCCUGCCAGUGUGGUGGAAGCUCAGGCGUAUUGGCCGGAGAGCGUGCGCGCGUGCUACGGUCGCCGCACCAAGUUUGGGGACUACUUCAACGGCGUCCACGGCAGUCAGAACCACGCUGAAGCCCUUAGGGAAAUACAUUUCUUCUUCCCUCAGAUGAUAGUCGGCCCAAUCCUCCGCGCGUGGCAAGUCAACGAUUACAUACAGAAACACAUCACGCCCACGCUCCUGCCCGCGUUGACAACCCUAGCGCACGAGCGGCCAGACGAGCCGAUCAUAUGGUUAGCUGAAAAAUUGAAAAUGCAAAACCCUAAUGAACCGGAAUUCGGUCCGCAAUACGUGGAACAAAGAGAGGAUGAGAGAUGCCACACUCCCGUGCCGUCGGAAGAGUCGAACCCUCAAAUAAAAUAAUAUGGUUUAUUAAAUUGAAUAAAAAAUGGAUAAACCAAAUGUUUCUUUUGAGGU
Plodia interpunctella (Indianmeal moth) is the source of this 889-nucleotide messenger RNA. RefSeq names its product nucleoside diphosphate kinase homolog 5-like. Gene Ontology annotation, cellular component: cilium. The record is from RefSeq and is a predicted model, not a curated record. The coding region runs from base 125 to 835 and encodes 236 amino acids. The transcript has 5 exons. Gene Ontology annotation, biological process: cilium movement; negative regulation of oxidative stress-induced intrinsic apoptotic signaling pathway. NCBI's taxonomy places the organism in Eukaryota, Metazoa, Arthropoda, Insecta, Lepidoptera, Pyralidae.